CUACCAAAAGCUGCCAUUUCCAAAACCCUCUCUUCUCUCAGCAAUUUUUAUCAAAUUUUAUUUUUUAGAUAGAAACAAAGUUCUGUGAGUUCCUCGUAAUCAUAGUACGAGGAAGUGUUUCGGAGAGAAAUGCUAAAACGACAUCGUGCUGGAUUAUCACUGAACUUUAUGAUUUUGCCAUUUUGUUGAGUUCAAAACUUGAAGUUCAUGUCAUCUGAAAUUUGCAGUGGAUGAAACGAGUUAGAAGAACAAGAAGCAUGUAAACAAGCCUACACUAAGAUAGCAAUGGAAUUUUUGGUGCACUGUCGAUGUAGGUCAUAUUUGGAUUAUUUAGGAUUUUUCCCUCCAACACUUUGCUUGCAGUUAAAAUGAAAUCAAGGACAGAUGGUGCAUCUAGAGGUCAGAAGGCUAAAAGUCUACAGGGUGAGAGGCCAAAUUGGAUACUUAUUGCAGGUGGAGCCUUGUUAAGUACAUUGUCAAUUCGUCUUGGUUAUAAGCUGAAGCAGACGCUGGACUCCAAGCAACAGUCAAAUGCUGAUAAUGCUCUGAAAGGUAGUGGAAAAACUUCUGACAGGAGGAGGUCACCAGGUCACCAUUUGCAAGCAAACAUGUAUACCUUUAUGCAGGAUAAUGAUGGUUGCCUCAACCACGUUUCAGGAGCUGAGGGCAUGAUGGACAUGAAGCACCAAUCAAAUGCACAGAUUCUGUCAGAAACUGAUGGUUCUCUCCCUCUGGUGUCAGUUCCUGUUCCUGAAUUUACCAAGGAGAAUGAGGUUAUAUGGGCAUCAUCUCCUGAUCGCCUUGAGUUGCCUCCAAAGCCAUUCCAUCAUUCAAACUGCUCAGACUCACCUUGUGUUUCAGAAUCAGGCUCUGAUAUCUUCAGCAAAAGAGAAGUAAUACACAAGCUGAGGCAACAACUGAAGAGAAGAGAUGAUAUGGUACUAGAGAUGCAAGAUCAGAUUAUGGAGUUGCAGAAUUCCCUCAACACUCAGCUUGCUCUAUCUUCUAAUUUGCGGUCACAGCUUGAUGCUGCAAAUAGGGACUUAUUUGAUUCUGAGAGAGAAAUCCAGAGGCUGAGUAAGGCCAUUGAAGAUCAUUGUGCUGGGCAAGUGGGCACUGAUAAUAAGCCAUCAAGGGUCACAAGUUGGCCAACUGACCCAAGAAAUGGCCAUACAAAUGGGUAUAUUGAUGGGGAGAGCAAGUUUGAACUUCCAGAAAAGGGAAAGGGAGAUUGGGAGAGGAUAGAAUUGCUGAAAAGGGAAAUUGGAGAGUUGAAGGAAGUAAUAGAAGGUAAAGAGUAUUUGUUGCGUAGCUACAAGGAACAGAAGACGGAGUUAUCUAUGAAGGUCAAGGAGUUGCAGCAGAGAUUGGAUUCACAUGUCCCCAUUAUUUUGUAGGUGCGGUUAGGUUUGUGAAUUCUUUUUUUCUUUGAAAUGAUGAAAAAGAAAAAGAAAGUGUUUGGGAGAAGGUUCUUUUUCUCCUUUCCUUUGUCAAAAUCCUUAGUUUAGUUUGAUUGUUCAUUGCAUGGUUUUUGUUCUUUGUUCAUGUGUGCAUGCAAGUGAGAGAGAAAGAAACAAAGAAAAAAAUAGGCAAAAGGAAAGUAGUAGGAUGAUUACUCAUUAAUUUGGCUUUGGAUUGUAGUUUGGCUCUCUGGCAUUGUGAUAUUGUUCCUCUAUUAUUCUUAUGAAUAUAUAAAUAUGGUUUUUAAUGAUUUA
Messenger RNA from Mangifera indica (mango), 1715 nucleotides. RefSeq lists its product as uncharacterized. The transcript has 5 exons. The record is from RefSeq and is a predicted model, not a curated record. Bases 369 to 1397 code for a protein of 342 amino acids. NCBI's taxonomy places the organism in Eukaryota, Viridiplantae, Streptophyta, Magnoliopsida, Sapindales, Anacardiaceae.